AAUAAAUAUAUCAUCCAACUACAAAAACAUAUAAGCCAAAUUAUGUUUGAUAUCAGCCAACAAAAGGUACAUAUUAGCCAACACAAAAAAUCAUAUCAGACAAUAAAUAAUGAAACAUAUCAGCCAACACAUGAAACAUAUAAGCUAACAAGUAAAAUAUAUUAGCCAAGCCCCCCACACCAAACAAUUUGUGCGUCCAUAUGCACACAAUACCUUCUCUCUCUUUUUUUGUUAUUGUUUCGUUUAACACUAGGUAAAAUUGACUUGCGAUAGAUUCUAGUUUGAUAAAACACUUUUUCCUUAUCUAAAAAAAUAAAAGUAUAUAGGAAAGAAAUCCGGUUAAAUGUAAUUUUUAUAACAUCAGUAUCAAUCUUGACAAUUUCCUUUAAUUGAUCAAAUCAAAUUUUUUUUUUUUUGUUUAUUUUUUUUUAUUGCAAUUAACUUAGUCUAACUAUCUAGCUGUAUUUUUUCAUUACUAAUUAUUUUCAAGAACUUCAUUUGCGUUAUAUAUGGAGGACGGCCUGACCAAUACCAGAUCUUUGUAAAGAUCGUUCAAACUUUGAAUAACUGAAACUUUCAUCCAAUCAUUAAGAAGUUAUAUCUUGUAAAUAAGUUUUUCUCUUUUUUAAAAUUUUAAAUUAAUAUUAAAUAACUUUGUUUAUGCAUGAUCAUUUAGAUGAAUUGUGGUGACUAAUUUCCUAAAAUACAUUCAUUUUUCAUCUCUGUUGAACAUUAAUCCGACGACGGAAAUCCACGUAAGCCGUGACAGUAGCUCAUAUCACAUUGAAUUACCAUAUAAAUAAAAAAAACCCUUCAAUUGAAAAGUUCCACCAAAUUUCACGUACUAGAUCUAUUCAUAGAGCAUUAAUUUUCAUAGUUUAAGGCAACACUACUAAAACCAAGAGAAAAAAAUUCGGAAACAAAACACUAUCCAUCUAUUGUUAAUCCAAUAACCUACCUUUUUACAUACUUCAAACAUGGAGAUUUUCAAAUUUGUCCUAUACAUUUCUCUCUUUGUUUCUCUAUCGUCUGCUACUAGUGUUGUUGAUUUUUGUGUUGCAGACUUUAAUUUUCCAGGUACGCCAGUCGGUUUCCCUUGUAGGAAUCCGAUAAACUUAACAGCAGAUGACUUUGUUUUCUCUGGUUUGGGUGUUGCGGGCAACACAUCAAACAUCUUUGGUGUAGCUGUGACAUUUGCAAUCGAUUUGACUUUUCCCGCUUUAAAUGGGUUAGGCCUUUCCAUGUCGCGGCUAGACAUUGGUGUGGGUGGUGUUGUCCCGAUCCACUCACACAGGGUAUCAGAACUUAUCCUUGUGAUUGAAGGAGAGAUACUUGCGGGUUUUAUAGAUUCAAACGAUCAAGUAUAUUAUAAAACAUUAACCAAGGGAGAUAUUAUGAUCUUCCCUCAAUCAUUACUUCACUUUCAAAUUAAUGUUGGUAAAACUCCCGCUCUUGCCUUUGUUAGCCUGAACAGUGCAAGCCCUAAUUUUCAAACUACUACCACUUCUCUAUUUGCCAAUGACUUACCUACAGACGUGAUUGAGAAGAUUACUUUACUUGAUGCUACACAAGCAAAGAAGUUGAAGAGCAUCUUUGGCGGCACUAAUUGAAUGUUCUCUAUUGAUGUGUUGUGUACAUAAAUAUGUUCCCGUAUAAGUUAUAUAUAUUGUCAAUCAUGUAAAAAUGUACGUGGAAUUAUGUGUAUUCAUUGUUGUAUUAUUGCCUUAUUGGCCAUAUUGGGCGUCGGUUUAAUGAUUCCAUGUUUAGCAUUCAACAAACUAUGAUCUAUAAUACUGUUUUUUCUUUUCCCAUUUUGAUCAACCGACACUUUGGAAUAGGGUGCGCGGUAGUUUUUAUUCCUUGUUUAUUCUACCUUAAUUGGAACAGUACAUUUAUUUGCGUUUACAGGUAAAAGUAUAUAUGUUGUAUACUCCACUAAUUUUUUUCCUUGUUGUAUACUAGCAUUUAUAGAGUAGAUUUGAAAGUGAUAUAUACUAGCAUAUAAAGUUAUGAGUUAAAAGAAUUGGUUUAUACUUUAUAUGUUG
Messenger RNA from Chenopodium quinoa (quinoa), 2045 nucleotides. Its product is annotated as auxin-binding protein ABP19a-like. Bases 978 to 1610 code for a protein of 210 amino acids. The transcript has a single exon. NCBI's taxonomy places the organism in Eukaryota, Viridiplantae, Streptophyta, Magnoliopsida, Caryophyllales, Amaranthaceae. The record is from RefSeq and is a predicted model, not a curated record. Gene Ontology annotation, cellular component: cell wall. Gene Ontology annotation, molecular function: manganese ion binding.